Aethina tumida (small hive beetle) is the source of this 2113-nucleotide messenger RNA. RefSeq names its product glycerol kinase (gene Gk2). Lineage: Eukaryota; Metazoa; Arthropoda; Insecta; Coleoptera; Nitidulidae. The record is from RefSeq and is a predicted model, not a curated record. Gene Ontology annotation, molecular function: glycerol kinase activity. Bases 149 to 1828 code for a protein of 559 amino acids. Gene Ontology annotation, cellular component: mitochondrion. The transcript is spliced from 10 exons. Gene Ontology annotation, biological process: triglyceride metabolic process; glycerol metabolic process; glycerol-3-phosphate biosynthetic process.
CUUUAUCGCCGGCCGUAGAUUAACAGCAGUACAAAUUGAGCGCAGUGACGUAGUGGAGGUGUGUGCUGCAUGUGGUUAGACGCAACGUAAAACAACAGCUUGAAUCAUAAUUUUUGUGUAGAUUUUUCCGACGCGACAUUACUGAGCGAUGAUUGAACAGGGUGGAGGUGAUGCAGGACCACUCAUUGGGGUGAUUGAUGCUGGAACGAGGACUGUUAAAUUCUGCGUUUUCGCCAGUCAACACACAAAAGAAAUUGCGGAGCAUGCUAUCGAUGUGAAAAGGAUAACGCCUAGGGAGGGCUGGUCAGAACAGGACCCACUGGAGAUUUUGAAAGCAAUCAGGGAAUGCAUUGAAAGGGUGCUAGAAAUUUUGGGUCCCAGAGCCAGCAGUAUUGUAACAAUAGGCAUAACAAAUCAGCGAGAAACGACAAUAGUAUGGGACAAGGUGUCCGGCCAACCACUGUACAACGCAAUCGUGUGGAACGACAUAAGAACAGACUCGACAGUAGAUAUAAUCAUUGGCAGGACGCCUGAACACAACAAGAAUUAUUAUAAACCCAUUUGCGGGCUUCCAAUUUCACCGUACUUUAGCGCCUUCAAACUGAAAUGGCUGUUGCACCAUUCCUCGGAUGUCAAGAAAGCUGUCAAGAGCAAAAAGUGCCUUUUCGGAACUGUAGAUACCUGGAUACUGUGGAAUUUAACGGGUGGUCCAAAUGGUGGCGUUCACCUGACGGACGUUACGAACGCUUCAAGAACAUUCCUGAUGAACUUGGACACGUUAAACUGGGACCCCCUGUUGCUGCACACCUUCAAAAUUCCGCCCGAACUGCUGCCAGAAAUCCGAAGUAGCUCGGAAAUCUAUGGCAAAAUCGCUCAGGGUUACCCGCUCGCGGGACUGCCAAUCUCAGGUAUUUUAGGUAACCAACAGUCGGCCCUCGUUGGUCAGAGUUGUUUCAAAGAGGGUCAGGCCAAAAAUACUUAUAGGAGCGGCUGUUUUCUGUUGUACAACACCGGAAACACCAGAGUGCAAUCUACGCACGGUCUAGUCACCACUGUUGCCUAUAAAUUCGGCAGCGAACCACCAGUAUAUGCCUUAGAAGGUAGUGUUGCUGUAGCUGGGGCGGCAAUGAAUUGGCUGAGGGACAAUAUGGGUUUUAUUAAAGACGUACAAAAAGAUACAGAGUCGCUGGCUCAGGAAGUUUUCAACACUGGGGACGUUUACUUUGUUCCCGCUUUUAAGGGUUUAUACGCUCCUUAUUGGAGAAAAGACGCUAGAGGAAUUAUUUGCGGCCUUACGGCGUUCUCAACCAAACAGCACAUAGUUAGAGCAGCACUCGAAGCAGUUUGUUUCCAAACAAGAGAUAUUCUGGAAGCUAUGGACAAGGAUUGUGGUUUUCCGUUGACUAAACUACACGUGGAUGGGAUUAUGACGACAAACAACUUGUUGAUGCAAUUACAAGCGGACAUUAGUGGUAUUCCAGUGAUAAGGGCUCAAUCACAAGACAUAAGUGCCUUGGGCACGGCAAUGGCGGCAGGCUCAGCCAAAGGAGUCGAAGUUUGGGACGUGAACGCGGAAGAAAGAGAGGUCGUACCAAGUGACACAUUCCUGCCAACUUCUACCGAAGACGAACGCGACGCGAGGUACACCAAGUGGAAGAUGGCCGUGCAAAGGUCCCUUGGAUGGGCACUGCCGAAGAAGUCGGCAGUAAUGACGGAGGAGAGGUACAAAAUGUUGGCGAGCGUGCCGGCGGGUAUAUAUUUGAUUACUAGUUUCGGACUCAUCGCAUGGGCGUCGUAUUUAACACCAGAUGCUGGACUUAAAGCCUAAAAUACUAAUAAAUACUCCAAAAAAUAAAAAAACACCACAUGAAAUUAUUUUCAAACGUACUGAUUUUGUAAAUUUGAAACUUGGUAAUUCCAAUUUUUUUUUAUUUAGUCAUUUAUAAUUUAAGAUUUAAAGUAUUUGUUAUCAUGACAGUUUUUAGUCUUAAAGAAUAUAUAUAUUUUCUUUAAAGUCGUAGUACCUUUAAAUUUGUUAUUGUACUUAAUUGUUUUAUUUGGUUGUUAUGUUUUGUGGAUAUUAUACAUUUGAAUAAAAGUUGUUUAUAAUUGG